This is a messenger RNA of Chara braunii, 352 nucleotides long. The record is from the annotation of a GenBank genome assembly. Lineage: Eukaryota; Viridiplantae; Streptophyta; Charophyceae; Charales; Characeae.
CGCCGAGGUAAGCGAAAACUACUCUUCUGUCUGGCGACUGGUUUGAGUGCGCGCACGGGAGGAAGGAGGGAAGAGUAUUGUGUGCGGACGCCUCUGCCUUUCUGCGCGUUUCUGCGCGUGUGUGCGCGUAAGAGAGAGAGAGACAGAGCGAGAGCGAGAGAGCGAGCGAGAGAGAGAGAGAAGAUGUCGUCCCAGGGGUCUAGGGAAGGUGACUGGGAUUGCGCGUUAUGUCAGAAUAAGAACUAUGCUUUCAGAAUGCUAUGUAACAGAUGCAAGCAGCCGCGAGUGUGGGUGGAGAAGAGUGGCGUCAAUCCUAAAGAUCAGUUUCGUCCUGGAGAUUGGAUCUGUCGCG